This is a messenger RNA of Styela clava, 1724 nucleotides long. RefSeq names its product transmembrane ascorbate-dependent reductase CYB561-like. Lineage: Eukaryota; Metazoa; Chordata; Ascidiacea; Stolidobranchia; Styelidae. Gene Ontology annotation, cellular component: lysosomal membrane. The record is from RefSeq and is a predicted model, not a curated record. Gene Ontology annotation, molecular function: oxidoreductase activity.
UAGCUGCAGCACGAUAAGCCACACCGCCACGCCAAUCUGACGAAGACUGGGCGUUACGAGUUUCUGAGCUUGCAUUGCAUAUUGUAGGAAACUGGAACGUGGUACUUGACAGUGGUUGGGUACAAACGUAACGCAGUUUUGAGACCCCACUCCGUGCGUUACAUACGGGUGUAGGUCGGUGACAAAUGAACGGUAUUCGCAAAAAAAAAAAACGACCGCAAUCCACGGUUCUCUCGCGGUGUUGGUCGAUGACCAAAAGCUGGCAGACGAGAGCAAGUACAUGCAGGCUUUUAACAGUUGUUUUAGCGCCGCUGAGCAAUUUGGGUUCUCCGUUUGCCUGGGAAAAAGGAGUAUUAUACAGCUCCGGUUUCCUGAUCGGUCGUUGGUACGAUUCGAACGAAUAUAAACUAAAACCAGCGAUUGCCGCCAACAUAUUCUAUACAGAUAGGUUGAUCUUUUGACACGUUGACGAAAUUUAGUAGUUUAACUUGACCACGAAAACUGGAAACGAAAAAUGGAGGACUCGCAGAAGAAAGUGUUCUUAAUAUUCUUGGGGAUGUCACAGGCCAUUGCAAUUGUUAUGGUGGUUCUUGUAAUUGUUUGGACGUCAAAAACAUUGGAAGGAUUUGCUUGGGAUGGAACAUCUAAGGAAUUUAAUUUACAUCCAUUAUGCAUGAUAUGUGGAUAUAUACUCUUAUAUGGAGAAGCGAUUCUAUCUUUUCGUGUUUUUUCUCAACAUGAUAAAAGGUUUGUCAAAGUUAUACAUGGCUUUUUCCACCUUAUUGCAUUCGUCACAGCAGUUGUAGGUAUUGUUGCAGUAUUUGAUUUUCAUAAUUCAUCAAAACCUCCUAUUCCCAACAUGUACAGUCUUCAUAGUUGGUGUGGAAUGAUUGCUUUUCUAUUAUUUUGCUUGCAGUAUGUGUUUGGAUUUGUGACUUUCUUGUUUCCGGGACUCGCAUUGGCACAUCGACAGUUUUACUUGCCUAUUCACAAGUACUUUGGACUGAGUAUUUUAUUUAUGAUGGCCAUGGCAUCAAUAAGCGGAAUCACAGAAAAGCUAUUUUUCAAGUUUCCAAGCGGGCAAUAUUCUAAACUGCCGUAUGGGGCAGUCAUUGGUAAUUGCCUCGGACUUUCGAUUCUAGCCUUUAUCAUGGUUGUUGGAUACAUUGUUUAUAAUCCAAAAUGGAAACGCGAAGAAGAUUCAGAGAAUGAACCAUUAUCUGUUCAUUUCAAACCUAUUUCAACAAAUGAUGAUGGAAGCGAUGAUGAGUAGUUAUACUGUAUUUUUAUUUUAUUUCACCCAGUUACAAGGUAUUAGCUGUGUUAUACCAACUAGGUAUAAGAUUCAGAUGUAAAGGUGAAUUCCUGUUCAGGGAUCUGCAAAUUGAAUCCGAAUAAUUUAGUAUUCUGAAUACAUUAUGAAAUUAUAUUUUGAAAUUAGAUAUAUGGAGUAUAUUUUAAUAUGAGUCAUAUUCAACAUAUAACAUAACAUAGGGGUAUAAGGGUAUAAUUUUUCAAUGAGUUAAGUGAAGGCCUUUGGCUUCAUAUAUAGUAUCUAAUUCACUAUGAUACCAAAUUUUCAAAUGUAAAUAUUCUAAAUUAUACGUAAAAUUAAGAGUUAACUAUACCACUCAUGUUCAAUAUUGAUUGUAUUGUAAUAUUCGCUUUGACGUCCGCGAUUUUUACCAAGCUAUUUUUGUGUAUAUGUGGCACUGUAUUCUGUG